Molecule: messenger RNA, 1342 nt
Organism: Artibeus jamaicensis (Jamaican fruit-eating bat)
Lineage: Eukaryota; Metazoa; Chordata; Mammalia; Chiroptera; Phyllostomidae
Gene: CDKN2D
Product: cyclin dependent kinase inhibitor 2D
Exons: 2
Coding region: 241-741 (166 amino acids)
Biological process (GO): negative regulation of cell population proliferation; regulation of cyclin-dependent protein serine/threonine kinase activity
Cellular component (GO): nucleus
Molecular function (GO): cyclin-dependent protein serine/threonine kinase inhibitor activity; protein kinase binding
Source: RefSeq, a predicted model, not a curated record
UGCGGGCCUCGGAGGGUUGGGCCGGGUUCCCAGCCCCUAGCAACCUGCGGGCUGACAGAGGGGAGGAGCCGGCCGGGAAGGUGGGGGUCGCGCUGGAGCCCCAGAGUGGCUAGCCGGGCCGGCAGCCUAGCGCUGGCUGGGCACUCAGAGGGAGGGCUAUUUGGGCCAGUAUCCGCGGUUUUCCCCAUCCUGACCGCGCCGGGGUGGGGCGGGGGGGCUUCUCAGGCCAUCAGUGUCGACAUGCUGCUGGAGGAGGUCUGUGCCGGCGACCGGCUAAGCGGAGCCGCGGCCCGGGGCGACGUGCUGGAGGUGCGCCGCCUUCUGUCCCGUGAGCUGGUGCACCCAGACGUCUUGAACCGCUUCGGCAAGACAGCGCUGCAGGUCAUGAUGUUUGGCAGCCCCAUCAUCGCCCUGGAGCUCCUGAAGCAAGGUGCCAGCCCCAAUGUUCAGGAUGCCUCAGGCACCACUCCGGCCCAUGAUGCAGCCCGCACUGGAUUCCUCGACACUCUGAAGGUUUUGGUAGAGCAUGGUGCUGAUGUCAACAUGCCUGAUAACACCGGGGCGCUCCCCAUCCAUCUGGCCGUGAGAGAGGGCCACGCAGCUGUGGUCAGCUUCCUAGCUGCUGAGUCUGAUCUCUAUCACAGGGAUACCAGAGGGCUCACACCCCUGGAGCUGGCACAGGGAAGAGGGGCUCAGGAUCUUAUGGACAUACUGCAGGGGCACAUGGUGGCACCACUGUGACCCAGGGCCACCUACUGCAGCAACAGGACCCAGCUGGGUUCUAUCUCAAAAGAGGAGGAAAGAAACACUUUCUCUUUUUGCUCUUUCUGCCCACUGCCAAACUGGAGGGACACCAGUUUGUGGCUUGUUGGUAUUGAUCUCUUGGGUUUGUGUGUUUAAGGGGCAUUUCUCAUUUGUUUUUUCCUAUUGUGUGUUUGGUGAGAAGGACUCCUGUAGGCAACAGCCACCUAAACGGUUCAGUUUCCUCCACGCCCUAGACUACUGGGGCAGCUGAUGAGUCUGAAGGGCAGGGCAUUUAAAGCCUGAGCCCUAGAGUGAGGUCAUUGCUUCCAGGGCUUCUGGAACCUGGCAACUUUGGCUGACUGUACCCAGAGAGAAACCUCAAGGUGCACACUGCUUUUGAGCAUGGGGGGUGGGGGGAAUUCCAAAUGAAUAAAAGGGUAGUAUGAGUUCAUUCAUAUUUUGUUGGAAGCUUGUUUUCCAGUCUCUUCUUGUACAGCAUUAAGAAAAAAAGAUUCUAUUUAUUAAUCUUUGUGGAAAGAAGUUGUGUGAUAAUUUAAUGUUUUACCCAUUAAAUUAAUUCUUGUGCGUGAUCAAAGUG